AAGAAUACUUUCCCCCGCCUUAUAGCAGGCUAAUGCUUACCUCUAGUUACCGAGAUAGUAUUAUUGUAUUCGCCUUACUCGUAACACUCUUAGUCGGCAGCUAUAUAUGCGUAAUAGCGGUUAUUCUCCUCUAUAUAGUUAGAUAGAGAGGCUAUUACUAGACCUAGCUAGGCUAUAAUCGAUAUAUCGUCCUUACUCUUAAUCUCUUACUCGUAGAUCUUUAGUAGAGUAGUGCGUUUUUUAUAAGCUAGUACUAGUACUAUAUCGGCAGUAUCUUAGUACCUUCGACACCUUGCUUCGUAUAAGUAUAGUUACUAUAUUCUAGGGAUAUAAGCAGUAGCUUCUUUAUACUAUUUAUCGCUAUAUAUAUAUAUAUAUUACUACCGUAUAUAGUAAGUAGCUAAGCGAUAGAACGUUUAUAAUAAUAAUAUUAGGGGUCUAGGUCUAGUUAUAUUUCCUUACUAGGAUUAGGAUUUAGAUCCGCGGACGGGAUUAAUACUUUAUAGCUACCGGUUUAUAGUAUUAGGUUUCGGCGAACUUCGAGGCCGAGUACUUAUAGUAUUAUUAUAUUUAGAUCUUUAUUAUUUAACUUAUUACGCUCGUCCUAUACGUAGGGACGUUCUUCUUACUAAGGAAGAAAACUAUAUAGUUAUUACUUUAAGGAGACUUACUCUCGUAUAGUAUAAUUGCUAAUACCCUUUAAACCGUAAACCGUAUUAUAUAGCUUAUAAUACUAUAUUCGAUUACGUAUAUUUUUUUAAUAUUACCUCUAUCCGCUAGCCGAAUAUAGAGUAUAAUUUAUAGAAGCAGACUAACUAGUUAUAUAUAUAGCUCUAUAGCCGGCUCGCUCCUAGUAUCUUAUAGAUAGAUAGAUACGCUAUUAUAUAUAUUAAUACGUAGUAGACUUCUACGAGAUACGAUA
Cercospora beticola is the source of this 922-nucleotide messenger RNA. NCBI's taxonomy places the organism in Eukaryota, Fungi, Ascomycota, Dothideomycetes, Mycosphaerellales, Mycosphaerellaceae. The record is from RefSeq and is a predicted model, not a curated record.